Caretta caretta (loggerhead turtle) is the source of this 969-nucleotide messenger RNA. Its product is annotated as olfactory receptor 51G2-like. Lineage: Eukaryota; Metazoa; Chordata; Testudines; Cheloniidae. Gene Ontology annotation, molecular function: G protein-coupled receptor activity; olfactory receptor activity. Gene Ontology annotation, biological process: G protein-coupled receptor signaling pathway. Gene Ontology annotation, cellular component: plasma membrane. The record is from RefSeq and is a predicted model, not a curated record.
AGCUGAAAACUCUCCGGACCUUCACAGUACAUUAUGUCAGCUGUCAAUGACACCAAAUUUCAAUUUGCAGUGUUCCUUCUGACUGGGCUACCUGAGCAGGAAGACAUGCAUCUCUGGAUCUCUAUCCCCUUCUGCUUCAUGUAUGUUAUUUCAAUAGUAGAAAAUUUAGUCAUUCUGUUCACUAUAAAAACUGAACCAAGCCUCCAUGAGCCCAUGUACAUUUUCCUUUCCAUGUUGGCCGUCACAGAGCUUGGCAUAUCCAUAGCCACCAUACCAACGAUACUGGGCAUAUACCUGUUUAACUCUAGGGAGAUCAGCCUCAAUGCCUGUUUUGCCCAGCUGUUCUUCAUCCACUCGCUUCAAUGCUUUGAGUCCGCCGUGCUCUUGUUGAUGGCCUUUGACCGCUUCAUUGCUAUUUGUAAUCCACUGAGAUAUGCCUCCAUCAUAACCCUGCCAAGAAUACCCAAGAUGGGACUGGUGUUUGUGCUAAGAGGGAUGGUCAUAGUAUUCCCACUCCCCUUGUUCCUGAAACGGUUCCGAUACUGUCGCACCAAUGUCCUCUCCCAUUCCUACUGCCUGUUCCAGGACGUCAUGAAGAUGGCUUGUUCGGAUAUCAGUAUCAACAGCAUCUAUGGCUUGUUAGCUAAACUCCUAAUAAUGGGGUUGGACUCGCUGCUCAUCUUGCUCUCUUACAUAAUGAUCCUCAAAACAGUGCUGAGUGUCGCGUCCUCCAAAGAGUGCCUCAGGGCCUUGAACACCUGUAUCUCCCACCUCUGUGCCGUCCUGCUCUUCUACAUACCAGAGAUUGGCCUGUCUGUGAUACACAGAUUCGGGAAGGGCUCUUCUCCCUUACUUCAGGUUUUCCUGGGAUACUUUUCCUUGCUAGUCCCACCCCUGAUUAAUCCAAUUGUGUACAGCUUGAAAAGCAAACACCUUUGUGCAAAGAUAAUCAGGGUGUUCAUCAAGUGA